UGGAAGUAUAAACUUCAGAAUAUAAAGCAUGAUUUUAUACAUUAAUGAUUUCAAAUAAAAGAGGAGGGCUAUUUUCCUGCAUCACUUCUUUCAAGAAAGUUAAAUCUGUGUUCUGCUUAGGAGAGAUAACACUUUUUGUCCCUGUAGGUGGCCCCCCUGGUGUAGCCAUUAGUUGCUAAUUACUUGCAAACGAAUAAACAAUUAACUCCUUAAGCUGCUGGCUGGGCAAGAGUUCAUUGACAUGCUAAAACUUUCUAAAACAAGAUUUUAAUUAGUGACGUUCCAAAUCCAGCCCCCUUGUCAGCGGAGCUAUAAGUUGAGCUGCAGGAAGAUUCCAGCCCUGUACGCGUGGGGCCAAGCCAUCAGAAAGACCAGAGCUUUUGCUCUGUAGCCCAUGAGAGGAUGUCUCCCAGCCUUCAGGAAGGUGCUCAGCUUAGGGAAAGCAAACCCUCACCUUGUUCCUUUUCAAUUGAGAGCAUUUUAGGACUGGACCAGAAGAAAGAUUGUGUUCCAUCCGUGAAACCUCACAGGCCCUGGGCAGACACCUGCAACUCCUCAGAGAAAGAUGCUAACCUAUGUCACGGCUCGAGUCUUCCCAAUGGGAUCUCGUUUCCUUGUAUGGUGGAUCACCUAAUGCCAGAAGAAAGAGCUUUGAAAUAUGAAAAUUACUUUUCAGCCUCAGAAAGAUUAUCUUUGAAAAAAGAGUUGAGUUGGUAUAGAGGCCGAAGACCUAGAACUGCUUUUACCCAAAACCAGAUUGAAGUAUUGGAAAAUGUCUUUAGAGUAAACUGCUAUCCUGGCAUUGAUAUCAGAGAAGACUUAGCUCAAAAAUUGAACCUUGAAGAAGACAGAAUCCAGAUUUGGUUCCAAAAUCGGCGUGCAAAACUGAAGAGAUCCCAUAGAGAAUCACAGUUUCUAAUGGCGAAAAAAAAUUUCAACACAAAUCUCCUGGAAUAGGUAGAAAACUAAACAUGUGAAAUUAUCUUCCAAUUGCAGAUCAUGAGAAAUAAAUGCAAAUAUCAAGUGUUAA
Messenger RNA from Marmota flaviventris (yellow-bellied marmot), 1030 nucleotides. It is a transcript of the gene Hesx1, whose product is annotated as HESX homeobox 1. Gene Ontology annotation, biological process: pituitary gland development; forebrain development; regulation of transcription by RNA polymerase II. NCBI's taxonomy places the organism in Eukaryota, Metazoa, Chordata, Mammalia, Rodentia, Sciuridae. The record is from RefSeq and is a predicted model, not a curated record. Gene Ontology annotation, cellular component: nucleus. Gene Ontology annotation, molecular function: RNA polymerase II cis-regulatory region sequence-specific DNA binding; DNA-binding transcription repressor activity, RNA polymerase II-specific.